AUGGCCGACUCCCAGCUUGGCCGCGAUCAAGAUGACGGUGGGGACCCGGAAUGUCUGCAACGGACUCAGUCACGAAGAGGGCAACUACCCGCGGGACGCUGGCUCUGGACCGCUGAUUUGAGUAUUGUUACACCCGUGGCUGACUCUAACAAUCGUCAAGAAACACAGCACAGGCCUCGCAGAGCAUGGGCGAGAGAUGACCUGGGUAUCCGCAGGCUCAAAGAGCAUGCAGUGGACUCGAAGUAUGAGACUUCUUCCGGAAAUUACCUACCGAGAUAUCCUGCGCCGGUAUUACCUAGAAAAUGUGUCAACCACAAUAGCCCAUCGGACGUCUUGCCAAGGCCCCCUGCAAAAGCCACGAGGCCAAACGAUUCCCUUCCAAGUCCAGCCCGUCCAGUCCCUGGGAGUGAGUCAAAGAUGAUGCGGCAACCAGAAACUCGACCAAUUAGCCAGGAUCAACUCGUGGCGGAGGUCAAAAGUAUUUAUGCCGGCCUGGUUAUGGUUGAAACAAAAUGCAUCGAAGUCGACAAAGCCCAGUCCCCCGAGGAAUGUCUCAGCCGUGAAGAAUGGCAGCAGCUUAUUGCGUUUCAUCGCUAUCUAUUACAUGAGGAUGAUGAUCCCUUCAACACCUCAUCUUCAAAGACAUCGCAGGAUUACGAACUUGGAGCUCUCCUAUCUGAAGUGUCGCUACGCUCGCGGAGUUUCUGCCGCCUCAAUAGCCGGUUGCUACCACUUUUGCAAGCUGCAAAGCGUACCCCUUCAUGCGUACAAUUUGUCGAGUUCAUGACCCUUAUUGGCACUCUCUCCGACAUACUCAGAAGAUACAGUUCCUUACUAGAUUUCAAAGACACAAUAUUGACGGGUUUGUUUGAUUUGAUCACGUCAAUCAUCAGAAGGUUGAGCUCGAGAUUCAGAUCCGCAUACGAGGAGCUGAAAUGCAGGAACGCAUCGACUCAGAUAAUAUUUGAGUUUCCUAAUAAUAUGCGGCAUGUCUGUACGACAAUGCCCUGGACCAUAUUGCCUGCACUGCUGGUACUAUGGGGUGUUUGUUGGAUGUUCAUCCUCGGCCCUGGUGAUCUUGAGCCUGAAAAGUUCAAAGCGCCUGUUCCGACGUUCUCACCAGCUCCAGCUGCCUAUGACUUUUUUGACAACUCGGACCAAGCGUACUACAAUUUUGGCCUGCAGAGCUUUUUUAUGCCCGAAACUAGUACGACAGGCUUUGAGCACCCUACUAUCGACAGCCUCCCGUUCGACAACGAUGGCGCCGGUGUUGAUCCCAUAUACUUGGUUCAAGCUGCUCCUCAAGAUCCAGUCUUUUUGUCUUUUGACGUGUUACCGAGGAACAGUGCAGGGAUUAUGGAACCGUCGUCGAAAGAAGGGAUCACUGAAGCACUGCCAGCUGCUGUCACUCCAGAUUCAAUACUACAGUCCUACGGAGCCACGAACAGCCAAGAGCCAUUAAAUGCAAUGGUUAAUGUUGCAUCGGUUGAUCAGGGAGUUCAAAAUACUGGUGUCCAGAAGAGCACAUCUUCCUUUGUAUGUCCGAAAUGCCAGCAGACAUUUGCAACAUCCUUUACUCUCAACCGACAUCAGAAAGAAGCGCACAAGGAUGCAGCAUCCAGCCCUGAACAGUCGUUUCCAUGCCCGAACAGAGGCUGUAAGAGGUCAGAGGGAGGGACUUCCUUCCCACGUCUUUAUAAUCUGAGAAGACAUCUUCAUAUUUGCAAUCACGAUCCGAAGGCUUCGACCUCAUCGGCCGAGUCGGACGGCACAGAAGAGCAGUCAGUGUCUCAUCCAGUUUCAACACCCGCCCCACCUGCUAAGCUACAGCCUGCCGAGCCACUAUCAGAUUGUUCAUCGGGAGAGAGCAGCGCUAGAAAAAGGUCGAGGUCUGAAAAUGAUGGGGAGGAAAUCGGUGAUGACUGGAGCGAGGAAUCAUUGCUGAGAGAGAUGAAAAAGAAGCUCAAGCGAAUGGCUCAAGAGGUCAAAGAGAAGGAAGAUGCAUAUCUCCGGGCUCGGGAGGGGCUAGAAUCCAUUCAAAAGACCAUCCAAGUCAUGGAGGACUCGCUCCGAAAGUCCUAGUCGGCGUUUGACUCAUCGCUCCGAGGAGGUCAGGCUCAAAAAUUGAUAGGAUGGAAGAUCAGAUCAGAUGGAUUGUUUUUGUGAAAGAUAACCACAUAUGUAGCGCUCACUAGACUAGACUAGGUAACCACUUACGGAUAUCUAAACGCUGAAUAUUCCCUC
Fusarium verticillioides 7600 is the source of this 2244-nucleotide messenger RNA. RefSeq lists its product as hypothetical. The transcript is spliced from 3 exons. The record is from RefSeq and is a predicted model, not a curated record. Bases 1 to 2082 code for a protein of 693 amino acids. NCBI's taxonomy places the organism in Eukaryota, Fungi, Ascomycota, Sordariomycetes, Hypocreales, Nectriaceae.